Molecule: messenger RNA, 678 nt
Organism: Exophiala aquamarina CBS 119918
Lineage: Eukaryota; Fungi; Ascomycota; Eurotiomycetes; Chaetothyriales; Herpotrichiellaceae
Exons: 2
Coding region: 1-678 (225 amino acids)
Source: RefSeq, a predicted model, not a curated record
AUGUCGUCGAAUUCAGGUCCAAACCACGAAUUCCUGCCCCUUCACAAUAUCUGCGAGUUUCUAAAUGCUCUGCACAUCUACACAGAUGAAGCUCGACAAGGCAAGACACGAGCUGUCGAGGCACAUCAUUUCUGCUCGCAUGUGGGAAAAGAUCUACGUCAGUGCCUAAUCUACGACUCCGGCGGCAAAGACGCACGCCUCAUCGGCGUUGAAUACAUGGUCCCCAAGCACGUCUACGAGACACUUGAUGUCGACGAGCAGAAGUUAUGGCAUAGCCACGAGUUUGAGGUGUCAUCAGGCAUGCUUGCUCUACCUAAACCGGAUGCGUAUGACCAUGAUGAGUGGAACGAGCUAGAAACCGAGGCGAUGAAGGAAGUAGCGUGUUUGUACGGAAAGACCUGGCACUUCUGGCAGGUCGACCGUGGUGACGAGUUGCCCUUGGGCUUUCCUACGCUCAUGGGCUCGCUAACGGCCAAAGAGCAAAUGCCUAACCUAGCAGAAAUGCUUACGCCGCGGAAUGAGACAUGGAGCAUUGACCAUGAACAUAAGGCUCGAAUUCGCAAGAGCGCGGGUGUAUUGGGCUCUGGUGUCCACGAAAACGCCGACUCGUGGUGGAAAGAGAGUGAUAGCAAGGCGAACAGGUCUCUCUUUCAAAAGAUGACUGAUGCGAUUCGUUGA